AUGGAUAUGGCCGCCAACGAAAUCAUGGCCGCCAAUGAGAUUAUGGCGCCCAAUGUCAAUGCCAAUUGCCAAUAUUCGACACGAUACUGCUGGGAGGCAGAGAAGGUCAAAACAUUAAUCAGACUACGUGCGGAACUCUCACCCCUAUUCACAGGCAAGCGUAAUGCCUCCAAAUAUGCUUGGGCGGUCGUGGAGCGCAAACUCAAUGUCCCGCUGCCACUUUCGAAGAUCAUCAAAAAAUGGAAUAAUCUACUACAAGAAUACAAAGCCAUUAAAAUGUCCGAAGAGCCAAAGCGCCGCGAAUGGCCCUUCUUCACACUGAUGGAUGUCUAUUUCAGCGAUCAGGUCAACGAUCCAUCGUUACGUCUUUUUUCCUCUACCAAAACGCUCCGCGAGACAAUCGAUGACAGCGUCUUCGAAGAUGAUCCCAUUAUUGUAUCCGCCAUAGAGGCAGCUACUUCAGGCGCUUACAUGGACAUUGAUGAGCUCAUACGCCGCCAAAAAGAACGUGCCGAAAAGAAGUAUGCUUUGGCUGGCGGCGGCAUUGGCGAUUACAAAUACGACAUCAAACCGAUGUUGCAGAACAGUAAAUUUAACAGUAACGAUACAUUGAAGCUAUCGAAGAGCGUCGAUGACUUGAGCAUGCAACAGUACAAAAUAAAAGACGAACUCAUGCGGCAACACGAACAGGAGCAACAGGAGAAUAUACUCAAGAUCAAGCAGCACGCACGUCAACAGCAGCAGCAGGCUCAACAACAGGCGCAGCGUGAGCGGGAGCGUGAACGCCAGCGUGAACAACAAGCUGUGCAACAACAACGUUUCUUACAUGCCGCAGCUGGACAACAACAAUUGCCGCCACCACCGUCGCCGCAUGCAGUGCAUCGCCUGCCACAGCAACCGACACCACCACCGGGGCUGCAACAUGCCUUGCAGCAGCAACAUCAACAUUUGUUGCAUCAACACCAACAGCAGCAGCAGCACCAUCUUCUCCAACAACAUCAACAGCAGCGUCAACAGCAAUUACAACAGCAACAACAACAACAACAGCAGCAGCAGCAGCAACAAUCACAGUCGCAACCGCAGCAAUUGUCACCGUCGAUUGUACUGCCUCCGCCGCCCACACCACCCACCACAGCCCAACAGAUACACAUACAGACGGCCCAACACCAGGCCACUCAACAGCAAUUGCACUUGCAACAGCAACAACAGCAACAGCAACACAAUACGCAGCAUCCACAGCAGCAACAACAAGGGUACACCGAUCCCAACACGAUCGACCAGUACCUCCUGUCGUGGAAUAACUUCCAUGGCAAUAUGUGUCGUGGCUUCCACACCCUGCAAAAGGACGAGAAGAUGGUGGACGUAACGAUCGCCGCGGGCGGAAAAAUAUUCAAAGCACACAAACUCGUACUAUCCGUUUGCAGUCCAUACUUUCAACAAAUAUUCCUUGAGAACCCCUCCAGUCACCCUAUACUUUUAAUGGCUGAUGUAGAAGCUCCUCAUAUGGCUGGUUUACUGGAUUUUAUGUACAGUGGACAGGUUAAUGUAAAAUACGAAGACCUACCUGUUUUCCUAAAAGUAGCUGAAGCAAUGAAGAUCAAAGGACUGCACACCGAGAAAAACAUGAACGAUGAUAAGGAAAAUGGCUCUUCACAAGAUGGCGACUCUUUGGCAACACCAACCGGUUCUGGCACUCAAUGUCACUUUGACCGUGCCACACACAGCGUUAACAUAACCGGUCACCCAUAUGGACAAUCACCAAUACACCCGCAACAGCCACCCCAACAGCCAUCUGCACCACCGCCACCACAGUCAACCGCUCAGGCGGCGCUUGAACAUGGCAUGAACGGCACCGGCGGACCACUUUCGCCAUCGCCAGGCUUUGCCAGCUUCCGUGAUCACAUCAAAUCUAAAGCCAGCUUCGCGGAAACUUUUAUGAAGAAUCUAAGUCGCAAUAACAACAAUAACAGCAGCAUUAAUAAUUACAAUAAUUUGAGCAACUCGUUGCCGGAGUCGACCGCAGUAACACGGAAGUCGGAUAAUUUCUCCAUUAUACAAGCGAACAGCAAAAAGAUCUUAGACACAUCAAAGAAACCACAUAAAUAUCUCGCUAAACGGAAAAUAUUGAUGCAUUACAAUGAGGAGCUGAAUGAGAAGCGCAGGAAGGAGAUGGAUUGCUACAGCGUUGAGACAGAUGUGAACAGCAAUUUGGAUGUUACGCUAGUGGAAACAAACAAUACGACAUCGGAGACCUUAGGCUUAACACCAGCAAUAUCGGUCAGCGCUAUAAGUAACAGUAGCAGCAAUAACUACAAGAUACGACUUAUGGAAAAGCAUCAGAAUGAUACGGCUGCCCAAGCUGCCGCCGCCGCCGCCGUUGCCGCCAACACUGUCACAUCAAAACACAACAACAAUGACGACGCAAUCAAUAAUAACGAGUCUCAUACCACAAAGGAAACCACACCGCUGGAAGAGGAAGUCACAGAAGCAUUAAACCUCGUGCAAAAUUGUACCACAACCAGCAGCUCGUACGAUGGUUCGAAGGCCACAACCGACUCUGGCGAGAAAACAAGUUUCAAGGAAAAAACGACUUCUAACAGCACCAUUUCCCCGCUUGUGCCUUUAAUUAACAUCAAAGUGGAGCAGCCCGACUCGAGCUACAAUAUGGGAAAUAUGAGUAGUGGCCUAAGCAGUGGAGCUAGUAGCAGCGGCUGCAGCAUUGGUGGGCGCAGCAGUACGAGUACAUCAGAUGAGGAUGAGUUGGAGCGCGAGCGUGAACGAGAACUGGAACGUGUGUUAGAACGCGAGCGGGAGCACGAAAGUGAGCGCGAACGUGAACGUGAACGAGAGCGUACACUUGAUCGUGAACGUGAACAAGAGAGGGAACGCCAUCAAUAUCACGCUGAUUAUAAUAAGGAUGAAAUGGAGAAAGAUCCCAAUAAUAACAACAGCAAGGACACCGCAAACUUGAAUAAGAACGUUGCGCUCAUACACGCAAUUACACGCAAUUUAGAACAUCCUAAAAGCGACAACAACAAUAAUCACACAGAACUAGAUUUAAGUAAUACGCAUUUAGGCAGUUUGGGACUGGUAGCCGGCAUUACCGACAACGAGACUGUCAAGAAUAUAGCGACAGCUGAGAUCUUGUGCGGUCUGAAGAGCAAAGUCUUCAAAAUGGAGAAACUAGACGAGGAUCGUGAGCGAGAACGUGAGAAUUGUCGUAGCUUGAGUGAAAUAAAAAAUGCGGGUGAUUGA
This is a messenger RNA of Bactrocera tryoni, 3255 nucleotides long. Its product is annotated as putative mediator of RNA polymerase II transcription subunit 26. The record is from RefSeq and is a predicted model, not a curated record. Bases 1 to 3255 code for a protein of 1084 amino acids. Gene Ontology annotation, molecular function: protein binding. Lineage: Eukaryota; Metazoa; Arthropoda; Insecta; Diptera; Tephritidae. The transcript has 7 exons. Gene Ontology annotation, biological process: regulation of transcription by RNA polymerase II. Gene Ontology annotation, cellular component: nucleus.